Girardinichthys multiradiatus is the source of this 3634-nucleotide messenger RNA. RefSeq names its product acyl-CoA synthetase bubblegum family member 2 (gene acsbg2). Gene Ontology annotation, cellular component: endoplasmic reticulum; membrane. Bases 203 to 2503 code for a protein of 766 amino acids. The transcript has 15 exons. The record is from RefSeq and is a predicted model, not a curated record. Gene Ontology annotation, molecular function: long-chain fatty acid-CoA ligase activity. NCBI's taxonomy places the organism in Eukaryota, Metazoa, Chordata, Actinopteri, Cyprinodontiformes, Goodeidae.
UUGGUGGGGUGUCAGCGGGAGGAGGGACCAACAGAGCCGGCCGGCUGCUAGUGUUUGAAAAUGAAUGAUAUGCUGCUGCUGUAGACAUCGUGGUCAGUUGUUGGAUUAGUGGCGCCUCUGCUUCAUUUAAAAAACAAUAAAGGAAAAUAGCAAUCCUAGAGAAACGUUGUUGGAUACAAGCUGAGAAGAGAAUCAUCUAACAAUGCAACUGACCGCGUGCGAGUCCAGCGCCACGUCUGAAGCAGUGGUGAUGGAGCCACCUCAAGCAGGAGGCUUUCUGGGGUCAUGUGGUGCAGGUGAAAGGUCAGCUUCCCUUGAUGACUGCAUUGUGGACACAGCAAAUGAGUCCUCAGAGGAAGAGUCCACAGGGGAGAAGGAGGAGGAGGCCGCUGCUCGAGAUGCAGCCCCCAACAGCACUAAGACUGAGGCGGCCACAGAGGUGCAGAGUUCAGGUGCCCAACUGGCGAAUGCCCAGCGCCCAGACUCGCUGUCUGUGCCGGCGGCAGCAGAGCUCCAUCUCUGGACAACACAGGGCGAUGGGGAGGUGAAACUCAGGAUUGGGGACUCUGGUGUGGCGGCUGAGACUCCUUUGACUGUGGACCAGAUGUUUGCUGCAGCUGCUGAACGUUUUAGUGACUUCACAGCUUUGGGUUGGAAGGACGGUGAGCAACAAAAAACCCUCACCUACAAAGAGUACUACCAGGCUUGUCGCACUGCUGCCAAGAGUUUCUUAACGCUGGGUUUGGAGCGGUACCACGGAGUCGGGAUUCUGGGCUUCAACUCUGCAGAGUGGUUCAUCGCUGACAUCGGAGCCAUUUUGGCAGGUGGGUUUGCUGUGGGGAUUUACACCACCAACUCUUCUGAGGCUUGUCACUACGUAGCAGAAAACUCCAAAGCCAACAUUAUUGUGGUGGAGAACCACAAACAGCUGCAGAAAAUCCUUCAGUUUGAAGACAGGCUGCCUCACUUGAAAGCAAUUAUCCAGUACAAAGAUGCACUAAAAGAGAAGAGACCAAAUCUGUACUCGUGGGCAGAAUUCAUGGAGCUCGGACGCAAUGACCCGGAUGGGCCUCUUGAUGCAAUCAUCUCCAGCCAGAAGCCCAAUCAAUGCUGCACGCUCAUCUACACCUCAGGAACCACAGGCCAGCCUAAGGGGGUUAUGCUGAGCCAUGACAAUAUAACUUGGACCGCGCUUUCAACAGGUAAACACGUCCACCUGAAAGACGCCACUCAGUCCCAGGAGGUGGUGGUCAGCUACCUGCCACUGAGCCACAUCGCAGCUCAGAUGGUCGACAUCUGGGUCACCAUGAGGGUCGGAGGGGCGACCUACUUCGCUCAGCCAGACGCCCUGAAGGGAUCUCUGGUAAACACCUUGAAGGAGGUGCGUCCGACAGCCUUCAUGGGUGUCCCUCGUGUCUGGGAAAAGAUGCAGGAGAAGAUGAAAUCGGUUGGAGCAAAAUCUUCAGCUGUGCGGCGGAAAGUGGCUGCCUGGGCCAAAGAUGUUGGUCUGCAGACUAAUCUGACCAAGAUGAAUCAAAACGCAGAAGCUGGCCGCGCUCCAUUCAGCUAUCAAGUCGCCAAAAAGCUUGUCUUUAAAAAGGUACGCAAGGCUCUAGGCCUGGACCGCUGCAACAAAUGCUACACGGGCGCCGCCCCGAUCACCAAAGACACACUGGAGUUCUUCCUCAGCCUGGACAUUCCUCUCUACGAGCUGUACGGCAUGAGCGAGACCACCGGACCCCACACCAUCUCCACACCUGAGGCCUUCAAACUCACCAGUUGUGGUAAAGAAAUCCCAGGGUGUAAAACAAAGCUGCACAGCCCCGAUGAGGAGGGAAACGGAGAGAUCUGCUUCUGGGGCCGCCACAUCUUCAUGGGUUACCUCAACAUGCUCGACAAGACGGAGGAGGCCAUCGAUGAGGACGGCUGGCUGCACUCGGGUGACCUGGGCAAACACGACGAGAGCGGCUUCCUCUUCAUCACCGGGCGAAUUAAAGAGCUGAUCAUCACAGCAGGAGGUGAAAACGUCCCUCCGAUCCCCAUCGAGGACGCAGUGAAGAAGGCCGUGCCGCUGAUAAGCAACGCCAUGCUGAUCGGAGAUAAAAGGAAGUUUCUGACCAUGCUGCUCACCAUUAAGUGCCAAGUCAACGCAGAGACGACCGACCCUGUGGACGAGCUGUCGCCAGAAGCCGUGGAGCUCUGCAGGAAGCUGGGCAGCAACGCCACGCGCGUCUCUGAGAUUGCCGGCGGCCGGGACCGCGCAGUCCACGCCGCCAUCCAGGAGGGGAUCAACAAAGUCAACGAGAAGGCGACUUCCAACGCUCAGCGCGUUCAGAAGUGGAUCGUUCUGGAUCGAGACUUCUCAGUCGGCGGAGGAGAGCUGGGUCCGACCAUGAAGCUGAAGAGGCCCGUGGUGCUGAAGAUGUACAAAGAUCCCAUUGAGAACCUCUACAAAGAGACGUCGACCCCGCUGACCCAAGACAACCCGCUGCCUCUCAAAUAGAGGUGCGACCUUCAGACAGCCAGCGUCGCCCUCCGCCUCUUAAGCCCGUCUCCUGAUGUCGUUUUGUUCCUGCAUGGUUGUUUCGCCUCAGGCUGUGGUCCUUCAGUCUUGGUUUACGUUGGUCCUUGUUGUACAGACAAAGCAGAGAAUUAGCUUUAUGGGUUUAAAUCCAAACGCAAACAUUUAUUUGAUGAAAUAUCAGCAUAGAGCGGUUUGUGGAGAGGUGGUACUGAAAUACUUGAGCUACAGACAGAAUCCAAACGCAGCAGUUAAUAGGAUCCUUUUAAAGGAAUGACUUGAUAUUUAUUUUUUUUGUUUGCCAAAGCAGUUCUUACAAAAAGAAUUAAUAAAAAUACACAAAUCGAAUGAAGAAAAAAGUUUUAGUUGCAGUUUUUCUGAACUCAAAACUAUCUCUAAAUUAUAAACAUGAAGCCAUUUAUGUUGCUUUUUUUUUUUUUUUACUUGUAAAGUCAUCCUGUGUUGAGUUGCUUUAUGCUCACUUGUUCAUUCUGUGGAAUAUUGUAAAUAUGUUUGCUAUGUUUGAUGACCUCUUGGUUGAAUUGGUUCUUUUCAAUUGAGUUGAGGGGGUAAAAUGUACAUUUGUUAGGUUACAUGUCAGUUUAUAUAUCAGCUAAAAUCACCUCGUUGUUAUGGGUCUGUGCAUCUUUUGGCCUUCUUGAAGAUUUUAUUUUUUAUUUAAUGGGACAUAAAAAAAAAGCGUAUUGCACUCAGUACAGCUGCUCUAUACAAGCGGUUAUUGUAUAUAAUUAUAUUUUAGGUAUGUGAAGCAUUCAGAACUUGGUGGUUCUGGUUCUGGAGUUAUUUAAACAGAUGAAUAAAGGAAAUGAUGGUGAUUCAGUUUCAGGGUUAAAUUAAUUUUCAGUUGCACCAACAUCUAGUUGACUGAGGCGACUUUCAAUGUAAAAACAAUAACAAAAAAUCUGAUGUAAACAAAGCACGGUAAAUCGCUAGCAGUGUGAGAGCUCACAAAAAAGCAGACAGAAACUGAAUUCACUUGAACCUGAGCUGCUUAAAUCAAAACACAUUCAUGCAGCAGAGAGAAAGUGAAUCCUGACAGAAAUGUGAAUAUUUCUUUCAUCUGUCCUGAAAUAAAAAGUCAUGGCAACCAUG